Molecule: messenger RNA, 1640 nt
Organism: Mollisia scopiformis
Lineage: Eukaryota; Fungi; Ascomycota; Leotiomycetes; Helotiales; Mollisiaceae
Exons: 1
Coding region: 58-1599 (513 amino acids)
Source: RefSeq, a predicted model, not a curated record
AAGAAGAGGAAGCGAGGAGGGCGAAGAGCACGUAACGCGAAUUCAAAGGUCAACAACAUGCAUCCUCCUGCUGCUAACAACGAGAACAGCGUGAACGGUCGUCUGCCAUCCGUUCACCGCCAUUCCAAAGGACAUAUCCAAAUGUCUCCAGUGUCCAACAUCGAUUCAAGACCACCUGAUAAGGGGACCGCGGAGAUAAGUGCUCAACUCCCCGCUGUGCUCGGAGAUACAGGCUCAGAGAUUGACACAAACCAAGCCAAAGACAAGGACCUCCCAUUCCCGGUAGCCAAUCACAAUAUGAUGAACUUCGUCCUCGGUGGCAAUACGUUUAACGUCGAUGUUGCGGCUGCUAUAGGAAGUGAAGUUCUCCGGAACUACAAUACUAUUUCCCGCGACAAUCAGAAAGUCAUCGAGGAGCGGGAUACUCUUGAGGAGGAGAACCAGACUCUUUGGGAGAAGAAUAAGGACUUUACAAAGAAGAACAAAGUACUUGAAGAGGAGAACAUGUCUCUCAAGUUACUGUUGGCUCAGCAUGGCAUCUCCUUGGAAGAAGUCGUGGAUUUCGAGCUUCCUGUCCCAAAUCCCAGACCAGAAGCUCGCUUACCUGGAAACGUCUCAGAGACCGGAGUCACAUCUUCCUCUACCAGCAACCACUCUUUUCAGCAUCCACAAGGAGUACCAGGGUUGAAUGUUCAAGACGAUACACCUCCUAGUAUGGCUACGAGACACACUGAACAACAAGCUGUGAAUAUCCCCAAGGAUAUCAAUCAAGCCAAGCAUUCACCAGCAAUCAUCAAUCCUAUGCUUACCCAUAAGAGAGAAUCAUCUUCGAGAAGCUUGCCGAGCCAGACGACACCAAAUAUCGAAAAGAGUCUGAAAGUAGAAUCUUCCACGGAUAAUGACAUGCUUGAUGGUCACUCAAGUACUUUGCAAUCAGUUGUCAAAAGGGAGCAAGAGGUACGCACGGCCAAGAGAAGAGCCAACGAUAAGAACCAAAGCCCUUCUGGUAUUGCAGACAAGCGUCGGAGAACUGGAAAGGACACCAAGCUACCAGCGGAUUCGAAGAUGGACGAAAGAUGUCCUCUCGGUGAGCGACCUGCUAUUAAGGAUAAGCACAGCAGCAGCAGAACUAGGAUAAAGACAGAGGCCGAAGGGCAACCAGACUGGUUUGUUACCGAUGAGCAAUCCGACAAAUCUCUACCAUCUUCCAACAUCCGACUUAAACUUGAUGGCACGAAGAUAGAUCAUGAUUCAAAGCCAGUCGAUGAUAGCAAGUCGACCAAUGAAGCUGUGGAGAAGGGUUUGAUCAAGUUCAUGAAGAGAAAGAUGGACGACAACAAGAUUUUUUGUGACAUUCCUGUUCCCAAGUGCGGCAAGGGCUACAUGGACGACCGCUCCUGGAGAAAGCAUGUUGACAAGCAUCACCCAGCUUGGCUUAAGGCUCUUAUUGAGGAAACAAGCUCAAGCUUCAAACCUGUUGAUGAGCACUCCUACAGUCAUCAGCAGGAGCUUUUGGGUCGUGAGACAGAGCGUGACAAGAAGCGCGAAAUAGAGGUCAAGAUCAUGGAGUUAAGAACAAGACUAGAAGACGAAGGGUAAGUAAUCUCUCUCCUGAAGUUGCGACGAGCUCGAGCUAAAUA